Molecule: messenger RNA, 498 nt
Organism: Amborella trichopoda
Lineage: Eukaryota; Viridiplantae; Streptophyta; Magnoliopsida; Amborellales; Amborellaceae
Source: RefSeq, a predicted model, not a curated record
AUGGCCAGCCUUUGCAGUGUCUCUAGUUUGGUGAUCAUAGCUUUUUUCGUGGCCGGGGAGGCCUCGAAUGGAAAUAGCAUGAACCCAGUGGGAGUAAGAGCUUUUCUCGAUCCACAGAAUGCGGCUAGGGGGGACGUGGGCGUGGGUCCCUUGGUUUGGGACUCAAGGCUGGCCGAGUUUGCCCGCAGCUACGCUAGGCAACGUCGAAGCGAUUGCGCUCUGAAGCACUCAGAGGGGCCACUGGGAGAGAACAUGUUUUGGGGGAGUGGCCGAAAGUGGGACAUCACUGAUAUUGUGGCCGCAUGGGUGACUCAAAAGCAAUAUUACGACCACAACCUCAAUGUUUGCAAUGGACCUGACUGCACCCACUACACUCAGAUCGUGUGGAGGAACACCGAAAGAGUCGGCUGUGCCAAGAUUAUAUGCGACAGCGGAGACACGCUUGCUGUCUGCGAGUACUCUCCUCCGGGCAACUACAUCAACUCUAGGCCCUACUAA